GGCGGUUCUGUGUCGGACUGCGCUGGGCGUGGGCUGCAGUCACUCCCCAUCCUCUCACUGGAGACACAUUGUUCGACGCGGGCACAAGCAAUGCGUGCCAGUGAGCAGCUCGGUGCUAUUUAGCAAGCGGAAAAGUCAACCGUUUGUGGCCGAUAAUAAAGAUACAGUUAUUUCAAGACGACCGGAAGCGAGGCGAAGACUGUUUGGAUCUCUUCAAUUCGGGAAACAACUUGAGUCGGAACAUCUUUUUCCCCCCCUCUCAUUCUUUCCUGGCAGACAAAACAACGCUAAUUAGAGCCCGGUUUGCUCAGAAACCGUGUGUGUGCGUGUGUGUGUGUGUGUGCGUGUGUGUGUGUGUGUGUGAGCCGCAGCAGCAGCAAAGAUGACGGAGUAUAAGCUGGUGGUGGUGGGAGCUGGAGGCGUGGGCAAGAGUGCACUUACCAUCCAACUCAUCCAGAACCACUUUGUGGAUGAAUAUGACCCUACCAUCGAGGACUCGUACAGGAAACAGGUUGUGAUUGACGGAGAGACCUGUCUGCUGGACAUCCUGGACACUGCCGGUCAGGAGGAGUACAGCGCCAUGAGGGACCAGUACAUGAGGACGGGGGAGGGGUUCCUCUGUGUCUUCGCCAUUAAUAACACCAAGUCCUUUGAGGACAUUCAUCAGUACAGAGAGCAAAUUAAACGUGUGAAGGACUCCGAUGAUGUUCCCAUGGUGCUCGUGGGCAACAAAUGUGACCUCCCUGCACGCACGGUGGAUACACGGCAAGCCCAGGAACUCGCCCGCUCCUAUGGCAUCCCUUACAUCGAAACUUCGGCCAAGACACGACAGGGAGUUGAGGAUGCCUUCUACACACUGGUCAGGGAAAUUCGGCAGCAUAAGCUGAGGAAGCUCAACCCGCCUGAUGAGAGCGGUCAGGACUGCAUGAGCUGUCGCUGUGUGGUGUCGUGAUGAAGCUUACCUUCAUAGCCUGGACAGAGAUGCUACAGCACAAGAAGAGUCACCGCAUGGACUGAAAAUAGGAAGACAAAACUGAAUGAAAAUGAAAGAAAAGAACGAGGAAUCGACUGAACCAGAGUUUUAUUUCUGGAAAGGAUGAUAUCGAUUGUCACGUGUGUGUGGCUACCUGAACCAUCUUGGCCUAACCCGUCUUUUUUUUUUUUUUUUUUUUUUUGUGGGCCACUUCGACUAACGAGCAACACCACUAAAGACAAAAGUUGAACCCCAGCAUGGUCUCGUUGGGUUGCUAACUUACUGUUUUCGGUCCCAACACUGGUUCAACAGGGGGCUGCAUCGGAUCCCAAAUAACCCCCCCCCCCCUUAUUUCCCGCCUCACCUGGAAAUGCACAUUCCGAUUGUGCCCUGUUUUCUCACUCGGCCCGGAUGGGCAAUGGACAUUUACUAUUUCCUUAUGCCACUCGUGUAAGCCACUUAAAAAAAAUAAAAUAACUACCUCCCUUUAAAGGUAGAGGCUGACCUGGGAUAUUUGUAGAAAUCUGUUAGCUUAGCAGUAAAAUAUGUGUAUUUUGCUUUGGAACUGGAACAUACUUUGUGGGUGGAUGAUUAGAAAGUAACUAAUGCGAUGUUAGAAUGUCAUGACGGAAUAUUGACAUUUUGGUUCUGAAUGCAGCUGCCUUACAUUCUUUGCUAGGCGUUGUCUUUAUGUAAAAAAAAAAUAAUAAUAAUAACGAUCAUGACUUGUGUACAGAGCUGUAGGAUUCCUGUGUCUAAUUUAGCGAGGGAGGGUACGGUGCAUUUGCACGUGCACCGAUUCCACCUGACGAGGUCCACCUAUAUAAUAGGAACAACGUGUUAUGCUUGUACAGGUAUGCAGACAGGUUUUAAAUAGAAUUAAACUUUAUUUGCAAAAUGCGCGACAGUAAUGUCGUGUAUCGGAGUCUUUUAAAAAAAAACACACAAACAUACACAACACGCCUCAGAAUACUCAAAAUCCCACACACCUUACUACCCUCAAACAGUGUGUAUACUGUACAUGUACGUGUGGGGUUCGUACUGUAUGUAUGUAUGUAUGAUUGGUGCUGGUUCCGGGGGGGCUGCAUUGCUUUUGUUUUUUUAAUGUUGACUGGCUCGUGCUAUCCACUACUGUUAGAAAACCGUGCUCUGACCAGUGUAUAGCGCCAUAUAUAUACGCAGUGAGCGCUACCCGUUUGUUUACUUAAUGUGUGCGACUACAUUAAAAAAUGGAAGCAUGUUGAGUUUAGCCACGCGCUGUACAGAACUUGAAGGGCAAACAACAUCUAAAAGUCAUAAAUAACCAAUAAAAGCCUAAUUGCGUCACUCAUACUCAAUUUAGACAGCAUUUUGUGAUUAUUUUUUAAAUUUCGCUCAUCGCUCAAUUCCAUGUAUGAGUAAUUCUCUGGAGCGGUGACCGGUUUAAGAAUAUUAAAAGCUCUAACCCAUAUGGAUUUGUACAUUUCAUUAAUAAUUUUUAAUUAACUUUUCAUUCUUUGCCUGAAGGAAGUGAACUGUGAAUGUCUCUGGAUAUUAUUUCAACAAAACUGUGUUUUGAAAUGUACAAUUUAUUUUUGGAGUACUUGGUUCCGCUUUAUCCACUCAAACAUGGAAACUUUGUGACAUGCCGUUAUUAAUAAUUUGAUGCUUAUUGGCUCCCGAUGGUUAUAUAUCACUUCCAUAACAAUUCCACAAAUCUAUGCAUACAUUUUCAUCGUCUUUGAAUGUCUUGUAAUGUUUCCGCAUGGAUACUUAGCUAGUAAAGCCCAAGUAUACAUGUCCAAAAAGACUGUACAUGCCUUUGGGGGGUAUUGGACUCCUGUUCCAGUUCCAGUGGUUCCAAGGGCUCCUUUCUCCCUUGAAUGAAAGUGUGGUUGGAAUUUGUGAAAAUGUGGCAUCUUUAGCUAUUUAAGAUGUAUGUAGUCUUUAAAAAAAAAGGGCAGGAAU
Doryrhamphus excisus (bluestripe pipefish) is the source of this 2920-nucleotide messenger RNA. Its product is annotated as GTPase HRas. Gene Ontology annotation, cellular component: membrane. Gene Ontology annotation, molecular function: GTPase activity; GTP binding. The record is from RefSeq and is a predicted model, not a curated record. NCBI's taxonomy places the organism in Eukaryota, Metazoa, Chordata, Actinopteri, Syngnathiformes, Syngnathidae. Gene Ontology annotation, biological process: signal transduction.